AUGAAAAAGAAAUCUAGUAAAUCUAGCAUUAAUGUAAAUAAAAUUCCGAAGAGACGUAAUAAAGAUGAUUGGCGUGUCGCGUUGGAUUCCACAUUCAUCAACGAUGAUCGCUGGUGGUGCAUAACGACGAUGAUGGUGGAAACAAUGGUCCAGCACAGCCGUUACGUUUCUCUCUUCAACGAGGCCGCCGAAGAAGGGACGUGUAUUUAUUCCCUCAGCCAUCAGAAAGCAAUAGACACGGUGAAAACGCUGUCGAAACGAGAUCCAGAGAAAUGUCCCGCCAUUAUGGGUAUCUGUCAUUACGCGAAUACGGUCUUAAACGAAAACAAUGGCCAUCUGUCCACCUGGCUUGCUGCACGGAUCAUAAAAUAUCUGAUUUAUCGCGCGAAAAUCGAGCAACUCCGGAGACUUGAGGUAGAGGAGGAUCUGGACCGCGAAAUCGACGAAGAAUAUCGGGCAAUUUCGAAUAUUGCCAGCUCAACUUCUUUGAGAAACGCUGUGAGACCUCGAAGAUCCGACAAUAGCCAAACUAAAUACGCAUUCUCCAGCAAAGUGAAUGCGCACUCACACGUGAAUGACAUAUCUUUUGACGGACCGAAUCUCUAUGUUGUGCUUAGCGGGUUUCACGAUCCCGAUUUACCAGCAGAGCUAUUACACGUCGGAGUUCCUCUAAUUUGUAUAUUAAAAAUUAAACCCACCGAUGAGCGAGAGAUUGCGAGUCCCGAGACAAAGAAAAAAAAUCUCGUUCGUCGCGACACUUCUCCACACUUCUCCGAAGAUUAUCGUGCGGACGAGAACGAGCUGUACAAAUUUUGGACGGUCACACCACGCCAAGUACCUGAAGAGCAUGAGACUGGAAAAAGAAUCUUCGAUAAGAGGAACGAAACAAUGGAAGAUACGAGGAUCUACGAGGCCGCGUUAAGUGACAUACCUAACGAAUACAUCAACGUACCAGUGUUAUUGGGCGCGAUACUUUUGCAGGUUGAAUCUAAUCUAGCGGGAUCUCGCGAUGGAUGCGUCCCUGUCAAACGUAAUGCGGGUUUUAGCGAUGACGCCGAUAAAGGAGACGCGAAUACAUCAACGACAGCCGAGGGAAUCCCUGUAUUCGAUGUUCGGGACAAGCUCAGGCUGCUUGAUCUCGAGUACGAACUUAUCGAUGAAUGCGCCAGUCGAUCAUUGCUACCUUCCGAUCUCGAAGUUACGUUGUACAGGGACACCUUGAGGACGAUCGUACGUCGUUUCCUCGAUCGGGAAUCCUUAGAGCUGGACGACGCGGUUCUGCGCGUUCUGCGGGACCCGAGGAUAAUUGAUAUUUGGCGGAAUCGCGAGGUAUCGAGCGAUAUGUAUUCUUGUCAUGUGGACAACAUCGCGGACGUAUUAAAUCGAGAUCGAUCGUCAUCGGUUGGUCGCGAAGAAAUCUUGCAUUAUCUGCAUUUAUUGGUGUUCGACAAAUUGAUCUUUUCCGGUGACAAGAGUGACAACGAGGGAAGAGCCAGCUCGAAGAAGGACUCGUCGAAAUUAAAACGAUCGGUGAUUAAGAGAACGCGCAGCCUGUCGGAUCUCACGACGUCAUCCAGGUUGACUGUAUCCAGUCUCCGGCGUUUCAAGAGCGACACCGAGAUUGAUUAUGACAAGCCGGUGCUCGCGUUCACCGACUGUCCGCUCUUAUUCGCGUUAACGGACACUAGAGAAGCUCUGCUUCCGGGAUAUUUGCACGAAAAUGUCUUCGGGAGAAGGAGAAGCUCGAGAUCGAGUCUCGAGGAAUACGAAGACGUCGAGCUGCUCCCCAAGCGUGUUUUUCUUCAGACCGUCUACGAGUGUUUCCAGAGCUUCGAUCGUCUGGCGAGCAGAUACUUCGAACCGACGGAUUCGAUGCUCCUUUACUUUAGCAAUGAUAACCGGACGGGUGAUGCGUUCGAGGAAACGCGCUUGUCGACUAUACGAACGCCCAUCGGACUCGGUGAGUUCUGCGAAUAUAUCGCGGAAGAGGAAGAGAAUUGGAUGGAACGGGAGACACGCCAAUCGCCUAGGAUGGACCUGACAGGGAGAUUUAUGAAGAGACCCGUCGAGCUGGAAGACGACGCGAUCAUAUUCGCCGACGAGUGCUUCGUGCUUCCGGGUUCGCUGAAAGCGAAAAGUUUGGCUCGCGAGGACUCGCAAAGGAGGAUUUCCGAAACUAAGGAGCUGGUGGAGGAGAGGAAAAUAAACGAGGCAAUAACCGGGGACAAACAGGCGGAUGGAGGGAGAGUUAUGAGUGGAAGAACCUCGUCAUCAACGACGAGGAAAAAAUCGGGCACUAGGAUAGACGACGUCGAUACGUCGUCCUUCUUGUCGAUGAAAAAAAUUCUAUCGUCCCGAUGCGAGGAUUCCUACGACUUCGUCGGAUACGAUCUCGGAAGUCUUCGCGUGCAAGUGAUUCAUCAUAGCAAAAAGUUUCUUCUGGACGACACAACGGUGCGAGUCGAUGUCGAGGAUUGGCUUCACCGAGACACCGAUAUACGCAUCUCCAUUACUCUGCAACGCUGCACUUUACGAUUGUCUACCGGAGUUGGUCGCCGUCAAUCGACAAACGCAUUUCACUUAACUACGGAGAGUGGAAUUGUAUUGGGUUUCUGCCGAAAUGAAAACAGGAAGUUCGAUGCAGUUGGGAGCUCGUCCAAUUGCCAUUGGCAACAUUUGGCUUUCGAUUUUCGUGCUUCGUGGCCUUCCGGAUUGUGGAUAGAACCAGCCAUCGUCGGGGACGGCACAAAAGACCCGUUUUGCAUUCGUCAAUCGUACGUUUCGAAACGUCCCGGGCGCGCAAAAGCAGCUCAUGAGGUCUGUCGGAACUUUCUUAGAAGCGGAACCGUCUUAAAGCAUAUGGACGACAAUACUGUCGUCAUCCUCCGUCCCAAUAGCGUCAUCGUGACGUGCAUGGACUUCGACAAGUCGCAAUCGUACGACGAAUCCACUCGCUCGACCACCCUAAAAGAAUUUAGGAACAAAAAGGGCAACUCGAUGGUAGCCCAGGGCGGAGAAAAAGUCAUAGGUUCCACGGAGUCGCGUUUCAACGGAUCGAUCGUGGACGAGGAACCAUCGAAACGACAUAAAUUGUCGUCUGAAAAACACGUGAUCAGCGACUGGAACGAUCCGCUCAUAACAGGAUCGACUAAAGUGUUACGAUACUCAGUCGUGAAUUACGACGGCAGGCGUUACGAAGUGUUGAACGAUCUGGUCGUAAGUGAACACGAUCGAUUGCUCGUUAGAACCGUGUCCGACUACGAGGUCAACGAGGUAUUCACACGCCGUGCUGAUGGUACUGAUACGUUGCUUCGUUCAAAUGGAGAAUUGGUCGUUAUCUUUCCCGACGGCACGCGUAUCAUUACUGGUUACAUCAUAGAGGAACAUCCGGUGAUCUGCGACUGGUCGGAGGACGAGUUGCGGAGAUAUUUAGGCUACAGGGAGCCCGACGGUUUUGUCUCGAUCUUGUUGACUUUCCGCAUGGAGCACGAGGAUUACGCCACCGUGUCCUACGAUCAGUCAGCGGUGGGGUGUUCUUUAUCGAUGCCCGACAAUCUUCGCGUCAGCAUAUCGGGGGAGGGUCAUUACGAAGUUUCAAUGGGGGACAAAGUUAAUCUGAAGAUUCGCGACGACGUGACGACGCUCUCGGAGAUAUGUGCUACCUGUGGCGGAGAGUCGAUAUCGACUUAUAAGUUUCGGAAAUCGUCCGACGACGACGACAACGUCGGUGCGCGAACGAUUCUCAGGACUAUCGAUAUUCUUGGGAAUGUGCUCGAGGUUAAAAGCGACGGUACCACGAGUUAUCGUCGCCCGCAUAUACGGAAGGAAGAUGAAGGACUAGGAGGAGAAAGAGGAGGCGACGAAAGGGUGGAUGAGGAAGAGGAUGCCGACUCGGGGACAAGGAUCCGUCGCAAACACGGACGAUAUUGCGAAAUGCUCAAGUUUCCUGCGAGAAGUCAAUACAGAAUUUUCGCGAUGAAUCGCGAUCUGACAGCUUGCGAGUACCUUCAUCGAUCGGUUAGAGCCCGCGAGCUGGCAGCCGUCUUCGGCGACGAGACGAGCAUGAUCCAGUAUCCAAUUUCACGUCAACCGGAACUUCGUCGCUUGAUUACAUUUGUGCCAAUGGAACCGGAGUCGGGAUCAAAGGAAAUAUCGGGAUUCUGUCAAUAUCGGAUCAGAUCCCACAAGCGGACGGAUUACGGUGAAACUGAAUUACCGAGGAGCACUUAUUCAUUUCCGUAUAACUGGCUGUUCCCCUUUGGCAGAAAAGAUCAGAGAGUUCCUGAAAGAAUCCGCAGCAAAGUUUUAGCAAAGCGAAAUGAGCAGCCGUUGCCCAAGUUAUUGCGAGUGCGCGUCUUCUUCGGUAUUAAAGAGGCAGACAGAAACGCCCUGAUCGAUAUGCAGAGAGUUAUGGGACGCUAUUGGAUAUCCUUGAUUUCGUUGAAAUUCUCGGGUUAUUCGGUGAUAUUACGCGCGAGGUUGCCCAUUUUCUCCGAUUACACUUCUUCUUCUUCUUCCUCAUCCUCCUCUUCCACCACCCAGGUGUUCCGUGAUGGUGACAAAUGCCGGCUAUUUUGCGCGAAGACUGGAAGCAGUCGACCCUGCGAAGUUGAAAAUGAUUACGGGAGUUCGGAGAGCAGCCUACGAGAGCUGGCUCUUGGCGUUAAGGGAAGCAUCGACGUCGAGACGUACGUCAGAAGCCUUCAGGGUAAGCUCAUUAAAGUGAGCACGAAAGCACCUCGACAGUCGAGCCGUCUUGCGGAGUUACUUCGACAAAGAGGCCCGAUGAAGGAGGAAUAUGAGUGGUAUAAACAGUGCAUGAGGAAGCGGAUUAUUGUGCCGUAUUUUCGAAAUAUUGCUUUUGGUUCGAGUUGUUCCUUAACGAAGGAUCGUGUCGACGAGGAGAUAUUCAGCAAAAGUUCUCAGUGUGUCGAACGCGAAGAAGAUGAAUUUAUCAAUAGUAAUAGGACUGAGGAAACUUCUUGUCCAUCUCUAUAUUAA
This is a messenger RNA of Nylanderia fulva, 5001 nucleotides long. The record is from RefSeq and is a predicted model, not a curated record. Lineage: Eukaryota; Metazoa; Arthropoda; Insecta; Hymenoptera; Formicidae.